This is a messenger RNA of Racocetra fulgida, 222 nucleotides long. Lineage: Eukaryota; Fungi; Glomeromycota; Glomeromycetes; Diversisporales; Gigasporaceae. The record is from the annotation of a GenBank genome assembly.
AUGUUAAAGAUGAAUUAUUCAAUGAAUAUGAAGUAUUCAAUGAUGAUGAAGUAUCUAAUGAUAAUAGAGCGCUUAAUGAUUAUAAAUCAUUCGAUAAUUAUAAAGCAUUCGAUAAUUAUGAAAUGUUCAAUAAUUAUGAAAAUGAAAUAUUCAGUAAUUAUGAAAUGUCUAAUGAUUAUGAAGAAUCUGAUAGCUAUAAAACAACAGAUAAUGAAUAUUCAA